Molecule: messenger RNA, 2454 nt
Organism: Sarcophilus harrisii (Tasmanian devil)
Lineage: Eukaryota; Metazoa; Chordata; Mammalia; Dasyuromorphia; Dasyuridae
Gene: CIRSR
Product: corepressor interacting with RBPJ, 1
Exons: 10
Coding region: 119-1549 (476 amino acids)
Biological process (GO): negative regulation of DNA-templated transcription
Cellular component (GO): nucleus
Molecular function (GO): transcription corepressor activity
Source: RefSeq, a predicted model, not a curated record
GGGCGGAAGUCGUGUCCUUUAACCCCGGAAGUUGUCUCUAAACGGAAGAGCUGUUCCGGUUCGGGAGUGGAAAGUUGUUGUCGUUGGGAUCCUCUCAGGCUCCCGGUCCGGCUCAGACAUGGGGAAAUCAUUCGCCAACUUCAUGUGCAAAAAGGACUUCCAUCCGGCGUCCAAGUCCAACAUCAAGAAAGUAUGGAUGGCUGAACAGAAAAUAUCAUAUGAUAAGAAGAAACAAGAGGAAUUAAUGCAACAAUAUCUUAAGGAACAAGAAUCAUAUGAUAAUAGAUUGCUUAUGGGAGAUGAACGUGUAAAGAAUGGCCUAAAUUUUAUGUAUGAGGCCCCACCAGGAGCUAAAAAAGAAAACAAAGAGCAAGAAGAUGCAAAAGGAGAGACUGAAUACAAAUUUGAAUGGCAGAAAGGAGCCCCACGUGAAAAAUAUGCAAAAGAUGACAUGAAUAUCAGAGACCAGCCAUUUGGUAUUCAGGUGCGGAAUGUGAGAUGCAUUAAAUGUCACAAAUGGGGUCACGUCAACACUGAUAGAGAAUGUCCUUUGUUUGGUCUUUCUGGAAUCAAUGCAAGUUCAGUUUCCAGUGAUGGCUCAGGGCCAUCAAUGCACCCCUCGGAGCUAAUAGCGGAGAUGAGAAACAGUGGGUUUGCACUAAAACGAAAUGUACUGGGGAGAAACUUGACCGCAAAUGAUCCAUCACAGGAAUAUGUUGCAAGUGAGGGUGAAGAAGACCCAGAAGUUGAAUUCUUAAAAUCACUCUCAACUAAACAAAAACAGAAACUACUCAGGAAAUUGGAUCGCCUUGAGAAGAAAAAGAAGAAAAAGAAAAAAGAUAGAAAGAAGCAGCAGCUGCAAAAGAAGAAAAGUAGAAGUAAACACAAAAGAUAUAAAAACAAGUCCUCUUCCUCCUCUAGUUCUACCACCUCCUCCUCCUCUUCCUCCUCUUCCUCUUCUUCCUCAUCUUCCUCCUCUUCCUCCUCCUCCAAUGAAACUUCAGAAAGCAGCAGUGAGAGUGAGAGUGACAGCAAAGAAAGAAAAGCCCGAAAGAAGAUGUCUUCUAAGAAGAAAAAAAAAGCAAAGUCUUCAGAUAGUGAUAGCAGUGAUUUUGGAGACAAGGGGGGAAAGUCUGUGAAGCCCAGAUUUGAUGAUGAGCCCUCCAGUAGUCAUAGUUACAAGGAAAAGGUGAGGGAGAAGUCCAGAUUUUCAAAGCAAGAGAGUUUUGGAGAAAAUAACAAAAGGAGCCAUUGUGAUUCUGAAAGAAAGUCUAAAAGGCAGGAUCACAGCCCAGGCAAGAAAGAAUCUGAGGGUAAGGAAAGGAAUAGUGAGAGCCAAAGCAGGGAAGAGAGGGAUCACGGAAACUCCAGCAGAAGUCACAACAGUUCUAAGCCAAGACAGAUGAGAAAGAGACCAAGCCAGAGUCCCAGCAAAGAGUGGAGCCGAAAGAGUGAGUCCCGAAGCUCUAGCAGAUGUGUGUACAGUGGAGGAAAGGAGUACAGAGAACGAAGCAGGAGUGGAGAUCGAAUGAAGAGAAAGUGUCUGUGACAGGUACCUGGAAAUAGAAAUAGCUCCACUUUUUUAUUGACUACUCUUCUCCAAGGGCUAAAUUAUGUACUAUUGUCUUUCUAAUAAAAAAGCUCUAUUUUCAUUUUCCACUCCUGUAAACUGUCGUUUCGUGCACAAAACUCCCAUCAGUACUAUGAGAAUGAAUUUUGUGAAUAUUUGUAAAUGGCCUAUUUUGUCUGUAGAAAUAGUUUCUUUUGAUUUUUUUUGUUUUCCUGUGCUAGGGGAACAUUCAUAACUUUGUAAAUGACAUUUUCUUUGUUUUGAAAUAUCUUUAAAAAAAAAAAAAAAGAAUGACAGUUCAUUGAAUGGGUAUAAUUUAAUUUGAAUUUCUCAUUGUUUUUUAGAUUUAGAUUUUCCAUGGGCAAAACGUAAGCUUUGUAAAAAUCUUAUCAUAGUAUGGUUAAAUGCUAGAAUGUUUCUGACUCCUUCUGGUAUAAGGAGUAGCCAGAAUAUAAUAUUUGGGGCAAUAUUGAGGGAGUUUGGGUACUGGAUUUUUUUAUUCUUAAAUUUCUAUUAGUUUUCUACUCAAACUUCUACUAGUAGUUUUCAUGAGCUAAAUAAUGGUUUUAAAAGUUCUGAAGAAAUGUAUAACAUGUUUUGGCCUCCUGCCGUGUAUAAUGGGGGUGAGGUCUGUGUUAACAUCAUGAACCCCUGUUGGUCACUGUGGAGUCAAGUUAUUGUUCGAUAAUUUUUCAAGACGUGAAAAGAAUACUGCUUGAAGCUUUAACUGUUUCCAGGUAUUUCAUUUUAGGCAGUAGGAUAUUAACUUGAAUGCCUUUUUUUUCUGUUGACACACAGCUAUUUUGUUUCUGUGUUUUUCUAAGGUUUGGUUUUUCAUUUCAUGUCAUAAAGAUGAACCAUUUUAAUAAAUUCCAUUAUUUUUA